This is a messenger RNA of Cylicocyclus nassatus, 361 nucleotides long. NCBI's taxonomy places the organism in Eukaryota, Metazoa, Nematoda, Chromadorea, Rhabditida, Strongylidae. The record is from the annotation of a GenBank genome assembly.
AGGGUACCAAAAGGUCAUGGCACUGCAACUUGUGAUUACAUUGUUGCUAUCACAAUACCUUUACGUGUCCUCCUUUACCAUGCUUGAUCGGUACUAUGCACGAUUCACUCGGGAAGAUCCUGGGAAUCCAUUUCAUUCUCUCGACCAAGCACGAUUCAUAGAAGACGAUUCACCUGAACCUGCAGAGGAUGAGUCCAACGGCGAAUCAAUUCGGUUCAUUGUGGCACCAGUUCAAAUGAGCAAUCCGCUGUACAGCUUCAUUUCCAGAGCAGGACAACUAUACAGUGUACUGCUAAAACGAGCGGCAAGCAGGAAGGAACAACAAUUGUAUUGAUAAAUAUUAUGGACGUUAUCUUACAUU